UCUGUGGUAUUAAUGUGCAAGGAUGUAAGUGUGAAGCAAUCAAAAUGAGGAAAUGCCAAACUCUAAACCAAGACAACAAAAAAUCUAGAGAGUUGGCUAGAGAGAGAUUGCUGGGAAAAUGUGACGUGAGGGUUCCAGUGGCCUCUGUCCCUGAUGAUUCGGUUAUUAUUUGAUUUAUGUGGUCUUGCUGCUGCCCUUGCUUUGACCCUCAGAAAGGCUGUGUGGGAAGUUUGUGUCUCAGAUAGAGGAAAGCACUGCUCUGUAAAGUGUUUGGAGCCAAAGUGAAUGCAAAGAAACUAAUACAGGAACACUUUGCUCCAGAUGCAAUACGGGUUGCACCCCAAGGAGGAAUGAUCAAGAGGGCAGCUCCCUGCGACUGAGUAUUUACUUUUUGAAAACACAAAACACACCAAAGUGAAUGAAGCACUGGGAGUUGGAGCAGAGCAUGGCUAAUACCUUUGUGACAGUGCCUGAUGGGUACUGUCUUAGUGAGCCAAUCCAAUAUUAUGAUGUUUUGCCAGAACACAUCAGUUAUCCACUACAAGACCUUGACUUCCAGACUGCUCCGUAUUGUCAGUAUUCAACCGUUCAAUUUCCUCCAGUGUUACAGACACCAUCUCCCCAGUCACAGUACAGCACAUACAACUUGGACUCUCAAUACAGUGAUGGGCAAUACAUAAUCAGCAACUGUGAACUCAGUAAACCCACCUGCAUGGGUGCCCAUAAUGAUGGGGGAGGUUAUCUUGGACAGAAAAGACCCAGGCUGAGUCACACCACCUUGCGAAUAAAAGGACAGGAGGAGCUCUGUGUGGUAUGUGGGGACAAGGCUUCAGGAUAUCAUUACAAUGCACUCACCUGCGAGGGCUGCAAAGGAUUCUUUCGACGUAGCAUCACCAAAAAUGCAAUUUACAGAUGCAAGAAUGGAGGUCACUGCGAAAUGGAUAUGUAUAUGAGAAGGAAAUGUCAGGAGUGUCGGCUGAAGAAGUGUAAAGCUGUGGGGAUGCUGGCUGAAUGUCUAUUAACUGAAGUCCAGUGUAAAUCAAAGAGACUCCGAAAGAAAAGCAGUUUCCUUUGCAACAUCAAAUUAGAAGAUGAAGGAGUAGACCACAAGCAUGUAUCCUCUACAACGAAACUUUUAAAAGUCCAGGAAAGAAUGGAACUUACUCUUGUGGAAAAUCAGCUCAUUGAGCAUAUUGUGGCUGCCCAUCAAAAAUGCACAAUUCCUCUGGAGGAAGCAAAGAAGUUUUUGCAAGAAACCGCCAAUCCUGAAGUGAACUUUCUACGACUCUCAGAAACAGCUAUGGUCCAUGUGCAGGUACUAGUGGACUUUACAAAAAGACUCCCAGGGUUUGAAAGCUUAGCCAAUGAUGAUCAGAUUGCAUUGUUGAAAGGUUCCACAAUUGAAGCAAUGUUUUUACGUUCAGCCCAGAUUUACAAUGAACAAGGUAUUGAAUGCCAGUCAUCGUUCAGUGAAAAUCAUGUAAAGUUUUCUGACCAUGCUAUGUGUGGUCAAAACAAAAGCACUUACUCCAUACAAAUAUCUCAUACUGAAGAAAGUCCAUCAUCUACGACUACAACAGGUAUCACUGAGGAAUUUAUCACUGCACUAUUUUACUUCUACAGAAGCAUGGGAGAACUUAAUUUGACUGAGACAGAGUAUGCUCUGCUUGUUGCAACUACUGUGUUUUUUUCAGAUCGGCCACUCCUAAAAAACAAACAACAUGUGGAAAAACUCCAGGAACCCUUUUUAGGAAUUCUGUACAAGUAUUCAAAAAUUUAUCAUCCUGAAGAACCACAACAUUUUGCUCGUCUCAUAGGGCGGCUCACUGAACUCAGAACCCUCAAUCACAACCACUCAGAAGUGCUAGUAACUUGGAGAACAAGGGAUCCUAAGCUAUCCUCUUUACUUUGUGAAUUUUGGGACUUGCACUAAGCAAUUUUUACUUAAAUCAUUACACAAGUCUGUUUUUCUAAAAUAUGCUUUCCCCUAAUUACUGUAUUCUUAUUAAAACAAAUCUCAUUUAUGUUAAAUGGCUGCGGAUUCCUUUAAACAAAUACUGUGCUUUGAUUAUUAUUUUUAAAAAAUCACAUCCAUGUUGUAAAACCGAUGUAUAAAACAUGUUUGACAGCUGAAAAAUAUGAUAAUGUACAAUCUAUGAAAUUUUUUGCCAUACCUGAAAAGAUAUGUGGAACACAGGAUUAAGGGUCUGGAUUCAGUCAAUCCUUAUAUAUGCACACUCAACCUUCUAACCCUUGAAGCCAAAGUUUGCAAAAAGUUGGUAGCAGGAAAUUCCGAAAGCAGAAUAGCACAUAUGGGAGGUUGUGGUGAGGGGUACGAUUAUCCCCUAACUCAGUACUUUAGGUCGCUAUGUUUCAUUAUUCAAAAUGAUGAAAGAAUCCAAGCCUACAUGCAGACUUAUGCUGUAAUGGCCCAUAAGAAGCAUAUAUACAGGAUUACAUAGAUAUUGCAAGUAGAAUGUUCUAUACUUAAAAAACAAAACAAAAAACUGAUUGCAUAAAUUACUUCCGCAUUGAACUGGGUCUUAGCUGAUUACGGUUUUUGGGGUUUUUUUUACACAUAUACACCUCUAAAAUGGCUUCUCUGGACCAUGCCAUCCUUAAGAUACUAUGUCCCCUCUUGACUGCCAAAGCUAAAUAUUUGCAAGCAUUAAAAAAAAAAAAGGAUUUAUUAAUAUUCUUUUUCUUCAAUGUAAUCACAAAGUCCAAAUGAAUGAAAUUAUGGGUUAAAUAGUUAAUUUCCAUGUAAACACAAAAGGAGUAGUAAGAUAAUAGAGUAGAAGUGUUGACAAUAUGGUUGAAACGGAUUUCAGAACAAGAUUAUUCUAACUUUCCCCUUAACUCAGAUUUUCAAAAUGGAUUAACAUUUCAGCUACAGUUCAACUUUUUAACAACUCUGUAGAUGGAGGUAAUAAGUAAUCUUUUGGUUUGUUUGCCGGUUCUAGUGGACCAACAGCUAGAAUAUUCAGUACCAGUGCCUGACUGCUGUCUUCAGUAAAAACUUUCAAGUAUGUUAAUAUUUAUAGGAUAAACUGAAAAUCCAUAACACAUCAUAUUCAUUAUCAUUUUAUGUCAUUUUUGUCAAAAGCAAACAAUUGUAAUUUAGUUUUGAAAAACAAAAAACCCAAAACAAAUACCCAGAAAACUCCAUGUAUGCUGUGCUAUGUACAGGUUACCACAAUACAAUAUAAUUCAAGAUUGCCAUGUUUUUGUAGAUAUCUCUUUAAAACUUCAGUCCUACUGAAAUUGGACUAGUGUAUUUAGAGACUGAUGCUCAUUCAUUCAGUGUCAGGUGUGCUUAGUCCUGUUGAAACUGAAAACAGUGGGUUAGUUGCAUCUUAGAGUUAGUUGAGAGUCUUGAGACUAAAUUUUCCAAAGGAUUUCAGCAGAACAUACAUAACUAAGUUGCUUAUUCCACUUUGUAUUUAUGAUUCAUAAUAUUUUGUGAGAAUUUCCAUUUGAUCUUUUCCUAUCAUUUUUGUUACAAUAAAUCUGAUAAGACAAUAUUCUAAUUCAAUCACAAAUGUUUAAAAUAUGCAUAACAAUGGUGUUUUAAUAUUGCUGCUGUUAACCUUACAUAUAUUAUAAUUAAAAUAUUAUUUUUCAUGUCUAAACUAUAUUGUAGUGUAAAUAGCUUAUCUGAAUAUAUAGCUAAUAUUUUUAAUACAUGAAACAUACAUUUUGUAAAGUGCUAUGUUUUUCAGAUAUACAUAUAUUUAAGUAAUAAAUGUACUAUUACUCUG
Messenger RNA from Hemicordylus capensis (graceful crag lizard), 3761 nucleotides. RefSeq names its product bile acid receptor-like. Gene Ontology annotation, biological process: cell differentiation; positive regulation of transcription by RNA polymerase II; negative regulation of inflammatory response. Gene Ontology annotation, molecular function: RNA polymerase II cis-regulatory region sequence-specific DNA binding; nuclear receptor activity; zinc ion binding. The transcript has 11 exons. Lineage: Eukaryota; Metazoa; Chordata; Lepidosauria; Squamata; Cordylidae. The record is from RefSeq and is a predicted model, not a curated record. Bases 419 to 1933 code for a protein of 504 amino acids.